This is a messenger RNA of Penaeus indicus, 5983 nucleotides long. Its product is annotated as probable G-protein coupled receptor CG31760. Gene Ontology annotation, biological process: G protein-coupled receptor signaling pathway. The transcript is spliced from 18 exons. The record is from RefSeq and is a predicted model, not a curated record. Gene Ontology annotation, cellular component: membrane. Gene Ontology annotation, molecular function: G protein-coupled receptor activity. Bases 1058 to 3259 code for a protein of 733 amino acids. Lineage: Eukaryota; Metazoa; Arthropoda; Malacostraca; Decapoda; Penaeidae.
CGAGGCCGAGAGGGUCCUGGUGCGCUCCUCCGUCUGCGCGCGGGAUGACGGUGCUGUGCUCUCGCCCACACCUUCCCUUCGCCCACACCUCCGUCUCCACCUCUGAACCUGCGGGGCGCCACUGGUUCGGCCGCCGCUAGGGUGUGGAGUUUCAGCCAGUGCCGUCUAUUUGCCGUUUGUUUUGUUUGAUGAAGGGAAAUAUAUUUAUAAAAGAAUCGGACUUGUGUGGGGCAUCUGCUUUCAUAAUUGCGCGAAAGCCACUUGCAGACAGCCUUUGAGGAAAAGUCUGAAAAUAUAAUGCAACCUGAAUCAUGAUAGUGUGAUGCGACAGUGAAGUUUGUGCUGGAAAUUUUACGGGAACCAUUCAGAAUCUCAAGACACAAGAGUUUCCUGGAAAUAGCCCUUCUGUACGUAAACGUCCUUGGAAUAUGGUGAGAUAUAAAGUGAACAAAAUGCUUAAGCUCUGGAAAGAGUGCAUAGUCAAUUCAGUUUUUGUCUGAAAAGCAUAUUCGUUUUUUAUUGUAUAGUUAGUUUGCAUCUUUCUGUUGUGUCCGAGGAAAUGUUGAAUCAGAUUUCGUAAGUGAGAACUUCAGACACACGUAAGUGCCAGAUCCCCUCUCCCCCUCCCCCUACACACACUUUGAUUCUGGCGAAAAUUACACAAACCCGCACACUCUCAACUUCCUGACGCCUUCGCUCAUCGAGGGAAAGAAGUCUCCUCGAGGCCGAUUUCUCGCCCUCGGCCGCCCAGGCUGGAGGAUCAGCAGCGAGGCAACGUCGACGAAGUUUCCCCGCCCUCUCCUUCGCUUUGCCAGGUUUUGGGCGUGUGUCGCGGGCGGGGUUGGAAGCGCCUCCGAGCUGCUCGUCUCGUCAGGAUUCUUCUGCUGCUGCUCCUUGGCGUUCGCUCGAGGUGAAGGAGGCCACGGAAGCCCACGCACCAUCACGAGGACAGCUGACGGCGGCCUCGACUUCGCCAGGAAUGGUGCCACGCCUGCCUAAGGAUCUCAUCUUGACCUAGCACUGUCUGCUCCUCAUAGUGGACCAAUGAGCGUGAAGUAUGUUGCUUCGCGGGCGUGGUAUCGUGUGGGUGGUGGGUGUGAUGCUCGUGGCGUGUGGGAUAGCCCGCCCGGCGGAGGGCUCGGCAGGACGGCAGGAGACGGAUAGCGUUGACGUCAGAGACAGCGUCCUGGAGGAAGUGACAGAGAUGACGUCAGGUUAUCACGGCACAACCUGCAUGCAGAAGCCCUACCACCGGUUCGUUCGAGCUCCACUGCGGGUGUCCCGGUUCGACUCCUCGCGCCAGAAGGCAGAUCUGAUCGCCAGGCUACUGAGGGAUCUGAACAAGCCCGACGAUACGAGGCUGCUGGAAAUGACAGUCAGGAACAUGCUACUGUCUGAGCGGCACAUAGAGGCCGCGCGGGUGCUGGUGAGGGAUACCACGACGGGGACUUUGGUACGUCUCACGAGUACCCACCGCUCACAACCACAUUACCCGCCCACCGAAGACCCGCCGAAGGUGAACACCACGACGGAGGUAACCGGUGUCGAAUACCUCCCUUGGUACGAAGACGUCUACAAUCAGACAUGGAACUCAAGCAAAUUCCAGGAGAACUUGAGCGACCCGGUGUUCAUAGGGUGGUGGACAUACCCAUACUACCACUGCAACACCAAGCGAUGGCUCCUGAGUUACACUGUGCCCCUGAUCACUGACCUGAUCUCUGGCGGAAACACCAACGUUAACACUGUGCCGAAAAUCAGUGACUUCGGGAUGCUCAGCCUGGAUGUGGACGUGACCUCCCUUGACAUCAACCAGUGUGACCCCACCUACGACUCCGACGGACGGAUAGUUGACCCGCCCGAGUCUCAGCUGUCCUACUUCCUCGGGACUCAUAAGUGUGACAAGGAGUCGGCGAAGUGUGUGUUUACGCCAGGUUAUGGAUGGCUGAGAGGCGGCUACAAGUGCGAGUGCAGGGAAGGAUACUUCGCCAGGAACAAGACAUUCAAUGGCACUCUUGUCGAAGUGGCCUGGGCGAGCAAGACACAGUCCCAGAAUCCGACGUACCAGAUGCUGUACGUGUGUCACAAGUGUCCUCCUGACUGCAAGGACUGCAAGAGUGACGAACCCUGCAUGGCCUAUUAUAACUGGCCUUUUAGGAUCGCGUUAUUGACCAUCUCGAUCCUGUGCAUCCUUCUAACGCUGGUCCUGAUGGGGAUGGUGUAUCAUUACCGCAGCGUCAAGGUCUUUAGGCUGGCUUCGCCCACGUUCCUUUGCAUCUGUCUCAUCGGUUGCAUCAUCAUGUACUUGGAGAUGGCCGCCAUUUUCCCCGUUCUAGACAUGUACUCGUGUGUGGCUACUAAAUGGACGCGGCACCUCGGCUUCUGCAUCACUUUCUCUUCGCUGCUCCUGAAAACGUGGAGAGUCUCGCUGACGUACAGAGUGAAGUCAGCGCACAAGAUCAAGCUGACGGACAAGCAGCUGUUGCAGUGGCUGACACCAAUGCUGCUGAUCAUGGUGAUCUACCUGAGCGCCUGGUCCCUCAGCGCCACGCCCACCACCGACGAGAUCCGCGACAGCAGCGGCCUCAAGUUCCUGCAGUGCGAGUACAACUGGUGGGACCACUCCUUGGCGAUGGGCGAAGUGCUGUUCCUCAUGUGGGGCGUCAAAGUGUGCUUCAGCGUGCGCAAGGCUGAGAGUUUCUUCGACGAGGCCACUUACAUCUCGUGGGCCGUCUACAACAUCGCGGUUGUCAACAUCGUUAUGGUGACUUUCCAUCUGCUGAUCUUCCCCAACGCAGGCCCAGAUAUCAAGUACUUGUUCGGGUUCUUGCGGACACAGUGCAGCACCACCAUGACUAUUCUUUUUAUUUUUGGUCCCAAGUUCUACCGCAUCGCGAAGGGCACGGGAGACCAGUACGACAACCGCGCUCGAGCCAAGGGCGUGACGGCGAGCUUCUCCCUCAAUGGGCUGGGUGUGAUGAACGAGGAACCGGCAGAUCUUUACCAGGAGAACGAGGAGCUCAAGGAGGAGAUCCAGAAGCUGGCCGCGCAGAUGGAGUUCAUGAAGAUCGUCCACAUGGAAAUGAACAACCGCCACCUCAAGCCAAAGCCGGGCGGGUACUUCAGCGAGAAGAACUCCGUCAUGAACACCGCCCAGUCGCCGGGAGCCAAGAACACCAUGGCGAGUAGGAUCGAGACUGGUAACGAGAACUCCUCCUCCAGGCUGUCCCCCGCGGCUGAGCUGGCCUCCGAAAGGGUCUGACUAGUUGCCCAGAGUGAAGAGGUUUGGUUGUAAGGGUGACGUCAGGCGGACAGGAGUGAGGAGCCGCUCAACGUCAGCCGAAGCAGGGUGGAAAGGCCGCAGAGGCCGACACAUGAUACCGCCUUUUUAGAAAAUCAUUGACAAAAAACUGUUGAUAUGGAAUAAUGUUAGCCAUGUGUCAAUCCGGAAUCGGUAUAAUUCUUAUUGAUUUUGUAUAUCUUUUCUUGUCCAUAUAUACUUAUAUGUCAAGGCAAGGCUUUAAUGUUAUAUCCUGUGUCCUAGCGCUGUCAGUUGACCUGAUAUUCACACGACCAGAAACAAGGUAGAGAUUGUACAAGCUAAGAGUUCAAUUCAUGUUCAGUAAGUAAUAUCAGGGAAGCUCAUGUCUCAGGAAGGGACUUCAUGCGAAUGGCUUCUGAUAUCCCGGUGAAUUUCUUUUAUCAGGAUGGGAUAACAAAAUGGAGCAACCGUUACUCACGUAAAAUAAUCAUGAUCGAAACAGCUAAUCUUCAUUUCUUAAACUUAAAGUCAGUUGAAUUUCAAAAGGAAUCCAUUUUGUGAACACACAGAGGGGAAAAAAGUAUAACACGUUCAUGAAGCGUGACAGACGUGGUAACUCUGUCCUUACUUAUUUGUUGGUUGUUCCGCCUGUGUUGUAGAGACCCCUUCCCUACAGCCACCUUACGCAGUGUCGUGUGCACUUCAGCUCUCCAGUCCUGUAGUGUCGUGUGCACCUCCGUGCCCUUCCCCAUGCCCGCUGCACACCCACUCCUAUGGCACGUCACCUAGGAACUUACAACUACACUUCCUCACCCAAAGGCUUACUCCCUGGCCGGUUUCUGUCAGUUGCCUCUGAUCCGAGUGAGAUUCGAGCUGUGUGUUGAUCGUAUUCAGAUGCUUCACUCUUACUUUGGUUCCACUUGCCGAACCAUCCGCGUCAGCCUGGACAUGAAGGCUUUUGGCAAUGUCUAGCGGGUGUCUUUCUGAAACUAUGGUUGUAUGUUGAUUAUCAAAAACCCUUACCUGAUUGAAUUAGGUCAGUAACCCUGGAUAAGCUACUUUCUGGUACUGAGCCCUGAUAACAUGAUCAAACUUACUAAGCCCUGAUAAUUUACCAUGCGUUGCUGAGCCCUGGUAUCUUAUCUUGGGAUUCUUCCUAGCCCUGGACCUUUUCGGUCUUACUUUCAACCCACACAAAUCUGUUGGACUAUAGGCUCUUAUCAUGAUUUUCUUGACAUUUUUUUUAUAUUUUUUUGUAUCCUCAUCCUGAACCCCACUGCUUUCUUCAAAUUCAUUAAAUUUCGGAAGAUACUAGUAGGGCACGAUAUCUUUACUUACAGAUUAAUACUUGUGUUGCAUCUCUAUCACCAAUGCGUUUCUAACCACAUACUAUCUGUCGAAUGUUACUCAUCACUUAUAAAUCAUUCUAAGUAAGCAAUCCUUGAAGAUGAGUAAUUCUAAUAUCAAGUACCUACUUAAAUAUGUAAAAUACAUUUGUUAAUGAUAAACACAUUAGAACAGGAGAAUUGCGAGUAUUUGACUUCAGAAGUACGAUAAGAAUGCUACCAAAUCUCAAAAGUUUGACUAAAGAUUAUUUCCAGUGAAGUGAUUCAACCAAGCACAAUUCCGGAAUGCAUUUCCUUAUCAAGAUGCCAUACACAUAGAUCCUUUGUUACUACCAAGGCACUACGCAUGCGUUGUAAACUGAUGUGUUAGAAAAGAUCAGAAUACGUUUCCUUGUUCAAUGCGCUUACUCACCAGUGAUCAUUUCCACGUCAUUACAUAAACAUCACCAACGGAGUUCCUGAGUUCAUCUUUUGAAGACAGCAAAGAAAAAAAGCUUCGUAGCCAUUGAAUAUCGGAAAGAACGGACAUUUUGAUGAAGGGAACACGCAGGCCUUAAGCGGAAAAUUAUUUACUUUUUUGUGAGAGGAAAAGGGCCUGUGUGUGUCUGAGAUAAAUAUUGAAGGUAUGAAGGGACCAAGUCAAAGAACUUCGUAAAGAGAAUAUUUUAGUUAUUUAAGAUAGUUAGAUAAGUAGUGAAUGCGGCAAGCAAAUUCCAAUUUGGUUAUUCAAACCCAUGUAAUCUAUCAUGAAAGGUGUAACAGAAAUGUGUCGUUUGAAACAUUUUUAGAGAAAUAAAUCAGUAUUAUACUUUUCACUGAACUCAAUUCCGAAGAACAUUCCAGUUAUUAAAAAAAAAAGAAUAAUGAUCCUGAAACUGCUGAAUUAAUCUUUUCGAAGUUACGGGCUGACUCACUAUGAAAAUUGAACAUUUAACUACGUAACUUGAGCCAACCUGAUCCCCCAAGCCGUUUUCUUUCCACUGAUUGUCGUAGUUAAGUGUGCGUUUUCUUUGCGCAGUUCAAGAUUCUGUAACAGAAAACGGACUUUUACAGGAGUAACUUGAAAGGACUAUCAUGUAAUUGUUUUUCUUCCAAAGAAUUAUAUAGUAAUUUAUAUGGAUCAUUGUCAUAUUAUAUCAUCAAUGUUCAGUGUCAAAUGAAAUUGUUUUUUUUUUGUUUUUGUUUUUAGUUUUCUUAAGUAACAAGCAAUGUAAGAAUUAUAACCAUAUAUUUCAGCCUGUUGUUCGCUGCAUGUAUAGUAAACCUCUAUAACUUCUAUGUUGUCUGGUUUAUCCCAUAGGUAUUAAGUGAUUCCUGCUGGAUGGAUUAAAUAUGUUUAGAUUUAAUGAACCAAAUAAAAGAUUACCAUGAACGAAAA